AUGUCAAAAGCAAAACGUCACAAGAAGAAACAUCACCAUGGUGCAACAGAUGAGAAUAAGAAGACAAAUGAACAUUCGACGAGUCAAUUAUUCAGUGAAGCAGAUGCUAAAUCUAUCGAAACCUCUGGUUAUUCAAUGAGCCAUGGAGCACUUCAAACCAAUCGAUUCAUGCAAGAACGCACAAUACCGACAGGUGUUGUAGAUAUUGACGAAUCUGUACAACUUCCUAAACCAUCUUCGAAACUUCAUCAUCGACAUCAUCAUUCAAAACUAAAUUCUGUUCUUCAACCUAAUGAAAGCUAUCACAAAGAACAUGUUCAUUUACCACCGAUUAGUGAUCGUUCUCAUCACCAUCAUCAUAAUCAUCCGUCUGGAUAUCUUAAUGCACCAUCUGAUUAUUAUCAUUUUGAACAUUUGUCUCAUUCUAAUCCAGUUGGUCAUGAACAUGAGUCAUCUCAUCAUCGUCAUCAUCAUCAUCAUCAACAACAACAACAACAACAUAAUCACCAUCAACAUAAACAUCAUCAUCGACAUCAUCAUCAGCAUCAGCAUGAAAAAGAAGUUGAAACAUAUGAUUCUCGUUGGUGGUAUAUGCCAGUCAAUUCAGUUCAUGCACCGAAACCAUGGCGACCUCCUGAAUAUCAUUAUGUAGCACCAAAAUGGUACGAAUCACCUAGCAAAGAGAGUAGAAUAUCGAUUGAUACUCCAGAAUCAAGAUUAUCUCCUCGAAAAUAUAUUGACUGUCGAUGUGGAGUAUGCAAGCCACCAAAAGAUACACCGCGUGGUAUUAAAUGGAUUGUCAAUGAGUAA
Messenger RNA from Rotaria sp. Silwood1, 810 nucleotides. The record is from the annotation of a GenBank genome assembly. NCBI's taxonomy places the organism in Eukaryota, Metazoa, Rotifera, Eurotatoria, Philodinida, Philodinidae.